This is a messenger RNA of Porites evermanni, 333 nucleotides long. NCBI's taxonomy places the organism in Eukaryota, Metazoa, Cnidaria, Anthozoa, Scleractinia, Poritidae. The record is from the annotation of a GenBank genome assembly.
AUGCAAGACUGUCAUGCACCGAACAUAUUACCUUACAAAACUCUUUCAAAGUUUAUAAAAACUGUUGACAUAGGUGAUGUAAAGGAUCUAAGAGAAUUUUGUAUGGAAGCAGGCUUCAAUCCUGUUUCAGGGGUGUAUAGAAGUUUGAAACCACUGCUUGUACAGUUAGCAACUUCAACUUCUACUUCAACUUUAUUUAGCAUCUUUUAUAUCAAGACCAAUGAUACCCUUCUUUGCUUACAUUGGUUCAAUGAGGAAGUCGGUGUGUUUUAUGUUGCUGUAGGCGCUGAUGGAGCACCGUUUGACAAAGACGAUACAGCAACGGCUUAUUAA